Molecule: messenger RNA, 4840 nt
Organism: Leptopilina heterotoma
Lineage: Eukaryota; Metazoa; Arthropoda; Insecta; Hymenoptera; Figitidae
Gene: NAT1
Product: eukaryotic translation initiation factor 4 gamma 2
Exons: 7
Coding region: 547-3126 (859 amino acids)
Cellular component (GO): eukaryotic translation initiation factor 4F complex
Molecular function (GO): mRNA binding; protein binding; translation initiation factor activity
Source: RefSeq, a predicted model, not a curated record
AUUUAUGUCUCUAGUCUUCUUGGACUGUAUGCUUGUGUUCAAGUAUUAUCACUACUAGUGUCAAGGUAAUACCUAAAAAAGAUAAAUCUAUAAGUCAAUUUUGACGGUAGUGUAAUAGAAAUAUAUUAAAGUGUACAGAAUAAAUUAAGGUAUUUAUAUUUUUUACCAGUUGAAAUAAAAGUGUAGUGAUUAAAAAAGUUUAAAUUUUUGUGAUAUACUAUAACUCGCUGAAGUUAACAGUGAUAGUCGGAAAUUUCCGAGCGUGACCGAUAGAUUGCGAAACCCUUCCUAAACAACAGUCUUGGCCAUUCAUUAAAAAAAAAAAUAUCUGUAUCCUGUAAUUUAUCAUUCAGGGGACCAAAACACACGCAACAACGGAUAACCCCAGAGGACCGGGGGGUGCAGCUCGUGUCCCGGGAGGAAGGUCAGGGUUUACAUAAUUACCUUGGCUUUAAACGAGUUUAAAAAGCAACCUGCUUCCUUUUUACUUCAAACAAUCCUACGCGUUGCGAUCCCAUUUAGUGUAACUCAAAACUAAAAAAUUCGAUGCCUUCCAGGGACGAAAUUCGCUCCCUAUCUACUGAGCGACGCUGGAUCCCUCCUUCUACUGUUAGACGCGAUGCACUCACCCCAGAAAGCAGAAAUGAUCUUAUCUUCAGAAAGGUGCGCGGAAUUCUCAACAAGCUCACACCGGAAAAAUUCGCAAAGCUGAGCAACGAUUUACUCAAUGUUGAGCUUAAUACAGAUGUCAUUCUUAAAGGAGUAAUUUUUUUGAUCUUUGAAAAAGCACUAGAUGAACCGAAAUACAGUUCUAUGUACGCACAGCUGUGCAAAAGAUUGGCAGAAGAGGCACCGAACUUUGAAGCUCCACAUGCAACCGUCGAUGGACAGAAACCACAGUCAACAUUUGAGUUGCUUUUACUCAAAAAAUGCAAAAUUGAAUUCGAAAACAGAUCCAAAGCCACAGAAGCAUUUGAUAAUCAAGAUGAUCUCGGAACAGAAGAAGAAGAACGACGCCAAGUCGCUAAGCGUAAGAUGCUUGGCAAUAUUAAAUUCAUUGGAGAACUUGGCAAAUUGGAAAUUGUUUCAGAUAAAAUUUUACAUCUGUGCAUUAAGCAGUUGGUGGAGAGAAAGCGUGGAGGAUCCCGGGGGGACAUGGCUGAGGACAUCGAAUGCCUCUGCCAAAUCAUGCGUACAUGCGGGCGUAUUCUUGAUACGCACGUUGGCCAAGGUCUUAUGGAACAAUACUUCAAACGUAUGAGUCAAUUGGCAGAGAGAAGUGAUCUCCCUUUACGUAUUCGAUUCAUGCUGCGCGACGUGAUUGAAUUACGCCGCGACGGCUGGAUACCGCGCAAAGCUACUAGUACUGAGGGUCCAAUGCCCAUCAAUCAGAUUCGCAAUGACAACGAUGAAUCGUCCAGAAGUGGUGGUUAUCACAGACGUGAAGAUCGCAUUUGUAAUGAUUUUUUGCGACGAACUGCACGCAGUUCGUUGGAUAUGGAUAUGGUGAGCAGUAUUCCACUUACUUCUCCCCCCUUUGGAAUUACAUCUUUUAGUCCCAAUGGCUUCUCGCCAUCACCUGCAAUAAGUUAUACUCGUCAUAAUCAACGCAAUCCAUCUACUUUCUACCCAAAUCAAAAUCGCCAUCAGAUAAACUACCAAAGUAAACAUAAUCAACAACAACACAACUCAUCUCAAAACUUCAAUAGUGGCAACAAAGACCAACUACGUUUUAACAAAAGUAAAAUGCUAAUCGGUCAUCCUGAAGAAGUCUCUUUGCGGCCGUCAGCAAAUUCAAUGAUGUUCAAACAGUCAACUAUCACUCAAAACUUGCCUUUGAAUAAUGGUGUCGAAUUGUUCCCGGGAAGACCAACUGAAGUGUCGUUAUUGCGCACAACAACACUAAAACAAAAUCCUCCUCUAAUGCACAAAGAAACAACACCGUCAAUUGUUAUCAAACAGGGACCCUUAGAUAAACGUGAUAAAGCUCGGGAACGUAAAGAUAAAGGACCUUCCAAGGAAGACAUUUUAAAGAAAGUUAACGCUCUCGUGGACAACUUUGUCUCCCACGCAAACAUUCAAGAUUGUGUAAAUAGUUUUAAGGAGCUUAAGAUUCCAGAGCGUUUCUUACGCCACGCUAUUUAUACACUUUAUUCGAACACCUUGGAAAGAAGUGAUGUUGAUCGAGAUUUAAUAAGCAAGAUUGUUGCUCAGCUAAAGAAAGACGGCGUUAUUACUGGGUUACAAGUUAUUGAGGGCUGGAAGGAGCUUGUUGCAAGCAUAACUGAAAAGGAAAGCACUGUGCCUUGUGUAACAUCACACAUUGCAUUUUUGACAGCUCGAGCCAUCAUUGACACCAUGAUUCAAUUAUCAGAUGUUGCUUCAGUCACAGAAAAUGGUCAACAUUAUCCACUUUUCCUUCUCACACUCCAACAACUUCAUAAAAGUCAGGGCAAAGCAACGCUCACACGAAUUUUUAACGAAAGCAAAGUUAACUUAAUGACUCAGCUGCCAGAUACAGAAAAGACAAAAGAAAAACUUGGUGAAAUUCUCGAGGACCGAGACUUAACAUUUCUAUAUCCAUUACUCAGAAUUCAAGGCGAUAUGUGGAAACAAUUGGAAUCUGAUCCAUCACCCGUCAGUUUUUUCAAAUGGAUUAAAGAAAAACUUGAUCCAUUGCACCAUUCAGACACCGGGUUUAUCAACGCUCUGAUGACUGUUCUUUUGAAAUACAUUACGCAGGAGUCUACUCUUCCACCUGGUGCAAACCCAACUGUUAUUCCCGAUAAGGCAUUGCAAGAUAAAGAACGUCAACUUCUGGAAAAAUAUCAGCGUAUGUUGAACAAUCUACUUCCUACACUCGAGUCUCAGUUGACAGCCAUACAUUCACUGCAAGUUUUUUGCUUGUCAUUGAAUUUUCCAAAAGGAAUGUUACUGAGAUGGUUCAAUGCACUCUACGAUUCUUCGAUAAUCGAUGACGAGGCCUUCUUAAAGUGGAGAGAAGACGUUAAUGAUGCAUACCCUGGAAAAGGAGAAGCUCUUUUUCAGGUGAACAGUUGGUUAAUGUGGUUAGAAGAAGCUCAGUCAACCGAAGAAGAGGAUGAUGAAGAUGAGGUCGUGAACUAAUAAGAAGUUCCGUUAAAGACAUCUCUAGAAGUAAUCGACAGUUAAAUAGAAAUUUUAUUACAAUUUAGAUGAAUUGAACUUUUCAGUUUUAUGGAUUGCAUUGUUUUUGCUAUGUUCUGUGAAUGCGCAUUAUGUAUUGCUGCCAAAGGCACUUGUUUCAUUUAGAAAAAGAAAUAAGAAAAAUAAUGCCUUUACAAUUGUAUCUACCCUUUGCGAAAGUAACAUGCAAUAUUUUUCGUGAUCAGGGGAUGUUUUAAUGUUUUAAUUAAUUAAACAUUAAGGAAAAAACUGAUGUAUAAAAAUUGUAUCAGCCAUUAUCACUGGCUCUGUAUACCAAUAUAAAUUUGUACAGAUGUAUAGUCAUGCUUGCAUUCAUGCAUGAAUAUAUGUAUAUGUAUGUAUAUAUGUUUGUAUGCACUGUCAGUCACUGAUAAUUGGUAUUAGCGUUUAUUUGAAAAAAGGAAAAAAAAUUACAAACAAUUGAGGGAAGUAAUAAGGGUUAAGAAAUCUAUUUAAAACAUGUAGUUUGAUGAUUAUCCUAAAUUUUUGUCUAAUACAUUGUGCACGUGCCUCCUUUUGUAACGUUUCUUUAUCUUGGCUACACAUUUAAUAGGUCAACUAGGUGUGAUAUGUACAUUCAUUCACAUUAUCAUGAGUGUAACGAUGUGGUAACGAAUGUUGGUCUCCACUAAACCUCAAAUAGAAUUCUGGUGGAGUACAAAAUUCAUUACUAUCUCCUAACAUUGCUAUCAAAUAGAUUUGCUGGUUAAACCAACACUUCUAUAAAAAAACUUACUUGACUGAUUUACACGUUCGCUCUAAGAAGAACUAGAAACUUAGCUAAAAAAGAUCUAAAACAACUAAUAAAUUUUUUAUUUAAUAUCCUCUAAUUGAUAUUUUAUUCAUUUUUAUGUGAAUUUUCAUAAAAAUUUAAAUUUAAAGAUUGAUGUGUACAUCAUUUUAAAUUACUAUAUAUUGUUUUUAGAUUAUUACAGUAAUUGUAAAUUUAACAAACUUAACUUAUUUCAAUAAGAGGUUACAAUUUAUAAAUGAAAUGAAGACUAGAGAAGUUUUUAGCUCUUUUUACUUUUAAACUAUCAAUAAUUGACAUACAAAAAGUUUUAUGAAGAAAUUAGCGUAUGCGUUAAAAUUUUAUUGUAAUUGAUAGUUUGAAGGCUAUUUAUACUUAUAUACACAAUCAGUUUUUCUGGUAGAAUCAAAAUUAUUAAGGAGCAAUUACUAUUCUCACAUAUUAUUGUUGAAUAUUCUCUUCAUUAAUAAUGAAUAUUAUCAAUUAAAAAAAAUCCAAUAUACAAACGAUCAAAUAUUUUUACCUUUAUCAGCCGCAAAUGAAAAAGGAAAAUUAAAAACUGGAAUAUAUUUUACUUUUUAUGUAAUGGUUUUGUAAGACUUUAUAAGUUUUUAAAAAUGAUAUACAAAAUAUUUCAUUGUGUAGUCCUUUUGUUGUUUAAAUUUGAAAAACUUUUGAAAAUAUAUAUUGAAAAUCAUUUCUCUGCGCUUGAAAUAAUAUAAACGUGAAAUCAAACACCUCAUGCCUCAAUAUCUACUUGCUGCGCCAUUAUAACUAGUUAAUUGAUUAAAUAAUAUAACGGCAACCAGCAGCCAACAUCACAUCCACUUAACAUAAAAGUAGGCAAUAUUAUAGUAACACAUUAAGAAAUCAGCGAAUAAACUUGGUGUAAUUUAUUACAAA